Cucurbitaria berberidis CBS 394.84 is the source of this 732-nucleotide messenger RNA. RefSeq lists its product as uncharacterized. The record is from RefSeq and is a predicted model, not a curated record. NCBI's taxonomy places the organism in Eukaryota, Fungi, Ascomycota, Dothideomycetes, Pleosporales, Cucurbitariaceae. The transcript has a single exon. The coding region runs from base 1 to 732 and encodes 243 amino acids.
AUGUCGCACACGCUCUUCACAAAAGCACCCGCGCUGCGGACCGCGGCCCGACGCUCAAUCCCCCGCGUUGCCCCUUCGUCCGCAUACCACAGCUCCUCGGGUCGCAAGAUGCCCUCGGGCACAGCACCCAUCCGCAACUUACUCCGGCAAACCACACUGCGCGCAAGCGCCAUCGCCGCCCAGCGCACCUCAUACCCUGCGUCGCAGCAAUUCUCGCAACAAACCUACAUCCAGCAACAGCAGCGCCCGCGCUCGCCCUCCCCACCGCCCCCCUACCAAGCGCGCAACAUCUCCGUGCUCGCGCCGCAGAACCAAUGGACGCGCUUCACUACGCCGUACAACACACUCUCCUCAGUCCGCACAUUCGUCUCGUCCCCCAAGAUUCAAUUCGCCUCGCAUAGUUCCUCCACAACGGCCCUCAGUCCAGAAGCCCAGCAGAGCGUCGACGAGGCGAUUGAGGAGAUCCACGAUUUGUACGGUACGGCCAAGGACGAGUUCGAAAUUGCGUCCGAGGAGACGGAGAAGAAUACUACGUAUGCGGAAGAUGAUAGGGCGGCCGCGAGGGAGGAGCUGGAUCGGUUGCUGGCGUAUUAUGCCGAAGUGACAAGUAGUAGUGCAGCGGGGGUGGAGAGAGUAGUUGCUGACGAGGUGAAGAGGAGGGUUGGGCACCGCGUGCGGGAAUUGGAACAUGCUGUUCUUGCCAUGGAAGAGGCUGCUUUACAUCAUGAUUAA